GAUUCCACAAGCUACGUAAUGGCAGCGACUACAGAUCCAUCUUGGAGCUGUUUGCAAUUGCAAUUAUAGGUUAUGUUCAAAAAUGACGAUUUUAUAAAUCCUUUGCUACGUCUUUGAAAGGUGGUAAUGCAGUUACUUUUGCGUUGUUUAAGUGUACAAAACGAUUGAAUUAAUUUGAAUUCAGCUUGAAAUUAUGUCAUGUACUGUAUAUAGUGUAAAUUUGCCCACGUUCUAACCGGUCGGUCGGUCUAAGAAAGGAAACAGUGGUUCCUAUAAAUCUAGUAUUUGUAUCAAAUAUUUUGCGAAAAUGGAAGAUCAAGCUUGUCCACGAUGCAAAACUACCAAAUAUCGAAAUCCAUCAUUAAAAAUGAUGGUAAACGUUUGUGGGCAUACAUUAUGUGAAAGUUGUGUUGACUUGUUGUUUCUUAAAGGUUCAGGAUCUUGCCCAGAAUGUAAAAUUCCUUUGAGAAGGGCUAAUUUUCGUAUACAGUUGUUUGAGGAUCCAAUGGUAGAGAAGGAUAUAAACAUAAGAAAGAAAGUACUUAAAGAUUUCAAUAAAAAGGAGGAGGAUUUUGCAACACUGAGAGAAUAUAAUGAUUAUCUAGAGGAAGUUGAAACAAUAAUAUAUAAUUUAGUUAACAACAUUGAUGUAGUAGAAACAAAUAAGAAGAUAGAACAAUAUAAAAAGGACAACAAAGAACAAAUAACAAAGAAUAAAUCUAAACUUAGCAGGAGUGAAUAUGAAUUGGAAGAGAUGAUAGAACUAGAGAAACAGAAAGAAGAAGAGAGAAGGUUGGAAAUAGUCAAGGAAGAAAUGGAAGCUAAAAAGAAGAAGGUUCGUGAAAAAGAAGCACUGAUAGAUGAGCUCACAUUUUCUGAAGGAGAUGCUAAGAAUAUUGUAGAAACGCAUGUCUCUGCUAUGCAAGCAUUUAAAAAGGAAGUAAAGGCAGUACUACCUAAAGCUACUCAGUUUAGCACUGGAAUCAAAUUUGGAAGCCAAGGAAGUCAAAAUUAUAUGCCUAUGCCAAAAAUUGAAGAAGGACCCUUGUAUUCUUACAAUCCAAUUCAAGAUACAACAGAUGGCCCCAUACCACCUGGUUGGAGAGAAUUACAAGCUCGUGGUUAUGUCUCUAACGUACGUGGAGAAUCUUCGUCGGAAAGGGCAGGAGGAUUCAAGGCACAUGUUGCAUGUUUAAGAGCUUUACAGGAAGCUAUGGCUGGUUUAUAUUAUAAUCCCUCACAAUGCCAAACAGAAUUUACAAACGUAUGACAACAUAGACUGUUUAAUUAUUGAAAUAUCUUUAACUUUGUAUAUAAUAAUAGCACUCAAUGGUCAAUUUAUUAAAUUACCACAUACAGCA
Osmia lignaria (orchard mason bee) is the source of this 1361-nucleotide messenger RNA. RefSeq names its product CDK-activating kinase assembly factor (gene Mat1). Gene Ontology annotation, molecular function: cyclin-dependent protein serine/threonine kinase activator activity. Gene Ontology annotation, cellular component: transcription factor TFIIH holo complex. Lineage: Eukaryota; Metazoa; Arthropoda; Insecta; Hymenoptera; Megachilidae. Gene Ontology annotation, biological process: nucleotide-excision repair; positive regulation of cyclin-dependent protein serine/threonine kinase activity; regulation of transcription by RNA polymerase II. The record is from RefSeq and is a predicted model, not a curated record.